GACAGCCAUGGAGAAGAAGCUGAUCGGUUGCCCCGUGUGUAUCGAGCACAAGAAGUAUAGCCGAAAUGCUCUGCUCUUCAACCUGGGCUUUGUGUGCGACGCCCAAGCCAAGGCCUGUGCGCUGGAGCCCAUAGUGAAGAAGCUGGCUGGCUACCUCACCACACUGGAGCUGGAAAGCGGCUUUAUCUCCAAUGAGGAGAGUAAACAGAAGCUGGUUCCCAUUAUGACGAUCCUGCUGGAGGAGCUGAAUGCCAAAGGGAGGUGCACCCUGCCCAUAGAUGAGUCAAACACCAUCCACCUGAAGGUGAUUGAGCAGCGCCCGGACCCUCCCAUUGUGCAGGAGUACGAUGUCCCUGUCUUCACCCAAGACAAGGAUGACUUCUUCAACUCCCAGUGGGAUCUCACCACUCAGCAGAUCCUGCCCUAUAUUGAUGGCUUUCGGCACGUCCAGAAGAUUUCUGCAGAGGCUGACGUGGAGCUGAACUUGGUGCGCAUUGCUGUGCAAAACCUGCUGUACUACGGGGUUGUCACGCUCGUCUCCAUACUCCAGUAUUCCAAUGUCUACUGCACCACACCAAAGGUCCAGGACCUGGUGGAUGACAAGUAUCUCCAGGAAGAGUGUUUGUCCUACGUCACCAAACCAGGGCACAAGCGAGCCAGCCUCAGGGACGUCUUCCAGCUGUACUGUGGGCUGAGCCCUGGCACGACAGUGCGGGACCUCAUCUCCCGCUACACCCUGCAGCUCCAGAGGGUGGAUGAGAGGAGGCUUAUCCAGUUUGGGCUGAUGAAGGGCCUUAUCCGACGGCUCCAGAAAUACCCCGUCAAGGUGACGCAAGAUGAGCGGAGCCACCCAGCCCGGCUGUACACAGGCUGCCACAGCUACGAUGAGAUCUGCUGCAAGACCGGCAUGAGCUACAAGGAGCUGGAUGAGCGCCUGGAGAACGACCCCAACAUCAUCGUGUGCUGGAAGUGACGGCGGCGAUGGCAGCCGGGCCCGG
Molecule: messenger RNA, 998 nt
Organism: Merops nubicus (carmine bee-eater)
Lineage: Eukaryota; Metazoa; Chordata; Aves; Coraciiformes; Meropidae
Gene: NPRL2
Product: nitrogen permease regulator-like 2 (S. cerevisiae)
Exons: 9
Biological process (GO): cellular response to amino acid starvation; negative regulation of TORC1 signaling; positive regulation of autophagy
Cellular component (GO): GATOR1 complex; vacuolar membrane
Molecular function (GO): GTPase activator activity
Source: RefSeq, a predicted model, not a curated record